CGCGGUUCCCGCAUCAUCGGUACACUCUUUAUCGCGGUUUACUGUACAUUCAAUGAAUCUCGUGUGGAACCAAAGUGCGCGCCUUCGUCAAAAGUCCCGGAACGUCCAUCCAGCGCAGACAUGAGACCCGACAGUAAACUCAAACUAAAAUCAGAAUGCUUCGCCAUCAACAGGUUACAGCUGUUGGAAUACGAAUAUCACACUGCCCUCGACGACCUUAAAAAAGAUCAAAUAUCCUUCAGUAUUCUCUCAGACGUUUGCCUGCCAGUUUCACUGCUGAUCCUCAUAGUAGUUUGGGGUUACCAAUUGAACGCCAUGACCAUAGACACCGAUAGCGGAGACAACCGUACUAUGUUACUCGUGUGUGGCAUUGGACUCAUCGUGGUCUCGGGCACGGCAUGCGUUUACAUCGCCAUACGAACCUCAGUUAUGCGACCGGAAGUGGAGGUGACCACUUUUCUCCAGGGAGAGAUGAGACCUUUACAUUCUGAACAAAAAAGAUCUCAGUGUUUUUACUAUCAAACUAUACCUGGCAUACACAGGACUGAUAAAAAAUCAACCGACAUUUUUAUUGUGUAAAACAUAUCAUUUUUUUUUUAUGCGUUCAUACUUAGUCAUUUUUAUUUAUAAUAUUUUAAUAGAAAGAAUAACAUAUUUUUUAGUAAGUAAGCUCAAUUAUAUUGUCUGUCUAACAUUUUUAUAUUUGUAUGUAAUAUUAUUUUAUCCCGAAAGUUCGUAAUACUUGUAA
Rhopalosiphum maidis (corn leaf aphid) is the source of this 748-nucleotide messenger RNA. RefSeq lists its product as uncharacterized. The record is from RefSeq and is a predicted model, not a curated record. Lineage: Eukaryota; Metazoa; Arthropoda; Insecta; Hemiptera; Aphididae. The coding region runs from base 121 to 579 and encodes 152 amino acids. The transcript is spliced from 3 exons.